UCCCAGCACUGACAAUGUGAUUCAUGGAAGAAGGCUCUCAUAGUUAUUAGCGCCAAAUAAACUCUUCCGAUUACCAAAACCUGCAGAAAUCCAAAAGAUCAUUCAAAAAUCAGACUUGAAAUAUGCAGAGAUGGUGAUUCCUACCACAUUCCCGCUUAACUUGCCUGUUUGGGCCUGUGAAGAAAACAUAUGGAUCUUGGAGGACAUUAUGGAUUCUUUAAAAUUUAAUCAAGCAGUGAUCCUAAGUUCAGUCUCUACUCCAGACAUGACCCGGAGCACAUCAACAUAGCCUCUGGAACCUGGUAUCUGAUAUGGCUGCCCUUCAAGGUUUAACUACACAUCUGUGUCUGAAUUCAUCCUCAUCAGCUUCUCCACCUUCCCCCAUCUUCAGAUGAUGUUCUUCCUGCUCUUCUUUCUGAGGUACCUGUUCAUAUUGCUGGGGGAACCUGCUCAUCAUGACCACCAUCUGGAGGGAGCCUACCCUCCACACGCCCAUGUACCUCUUCCUGUGCGCCCUCUCCUUCUCCAAGCUCCUCUAUACAUUUGCCGUCAUCCCGUGCAUGCUGCCCAACCUGCUCUCCAAUGAUUGCAACAUCUCCUUCAUGGCCUGUGCCAGCCAGAUGUUCUUCUCCUUCACAUUUGGCUUCACCCACUCCUUCCUGCUCACUAUCAUGGGCUAUGACUGCUACGUGGCCAUCUGCCACCCCCUGUGCUACAACGUGCUCACAAGCCUCAGUGGCUGGGCCUGCCUGGUGGCCUGGUCUGGGGUUGGGGGCUCAGUUGUUGGGCUGGUGGUAACAACGGCCAUUUUCCAACUUACUUUUUGUGGGUCUAAUGAGAUCCACUAUUUUGGCUGCCACAUGCCACCUCUUCUGAAGUUGGCCUGUGGAGGCAUCCCUGCUCUGGCUAUUGGCAUGGGCCUGGUGUGUAUCUCAGCCCUGCUGGGCUGCGGUCUCCUCAUCCUUCUCUCUUAUGCCUUCAUUGUGGCCACCAUCCCGAGGAUCCCCUCUGCUGAGGACCAGCACAAGGCUUUCUCCACUUGUGCAUCCCAUCUCACCAUGGUGAUCGUGCAUUCUGGCUUUGCCUCUGUCAUCUACCUCAAGCCCAAGGGUCCUCAGUCUCUGGAAGGAGACACGCUGAUGGGCAUCACCUACAGGGUGCUCACUCCCUUCCUCAGCCCCGUCGUCUUCAGUCUCAGGAACAAGGAGCUGAAGAACAUCAUGAGAAAAACCUUCCUCAGCAAAUUCUAUCCCUCUAGCAUCUGAGUGGCCAGUGUGGAAGUGGUUUCAGAAUAUGGUAGAAGGAUGACUAUACUCUCCUCUGUCCAGUGGAGUUAAUAAUGAUUACCUUGUAAUAUUGGCAUAAAGAUUUGUGUGUGACCACACUUAUCACAUAAUAGGUGCUCAAUAAAUGUUAAUGUGUUUUCUU
Sus scrofa (pig) is the source of this 1428-nucleotide messenger RNA. RefSeq names its product olfactory receptor 10H1-like. Lineage: Eukaryota; Metazoa; Chordata; Mammalia; Artiodactyla; Suidae. The record is from RefSeq and is a predicted model, not a curated record. Gene Ontology annotation, cellular component: membrane. Gene Ontology annotation, molecular function: olfactory receptor activity. Gene Ontology annotation, biological process: G protein-coupled receptor signaling pathway.